Eimeria acervulina is the source of this 19932-nucleotide messenger RNA. RefSeq lists its product as hypothetical. The record is from RefSeq and is a predicted model, not a curated record. Gene Ontology annotation, molecular function: protein binding. Bases 1 to 19932 code for a protein of 6643 amino acids. NCBI's taxonomy places the organism in Eukaryota, Apicomplexa, Conoidasida, Eucoccidiorida, Eimeriidae. The transcript has 23 exons. Gene Ontology annotation, cellular component: nucleus.
AUGGACGGCUUAGCCCUUGCUCGCCGUCUCCGCAGACUGAAUGCUGAGUGGCGUUGUGCGUUGGCAGCUGCAGCAGCAGACCAGACGACAACCCCGCUGCAGCAAAACAAAUACGAAGUUCUCUCAGUACAACUGGGGGUUUGUUUACGAGAGACUGAAGAGCUCUUAUGCUGGGAACAGCCCCCUGUAGAGGGACCCCUGGGGGGCCCCUACAGCUUGAUCGGCGACGCUGCAGUAGCAGCAACAGCAGCAACAGCAGCAGGAGCAGCAGCAGGAGCAGCAGCAGCAGCAGCAGCUCUCUGUGAAGCGGUUUUUUCGAAGUCUGGGCUCCUUUCAACAGCUGCUGCUGCUGCGCUGCAUAAGGGGGCCUCUGAUAUAACUCUAAAGAAGCAAACUUUGGAGCUCAGCAGCAUCCUUAUACUCUCAGCCAAGCCUUUUGCCUAUUCAACAGACGCAAACAAAUUUGUAGAAUUCACAGAGACAUGUCUACACCUCUUGUUCGUGGACCCCUCACACAAAAUCAAACAAUCAGCAGCGCGCCUUCUGAGAUCCGCCUUUGCAUCCCAAACAGAACAAAGGGGCCCCAAGGGGGGCCCCCUGGGGCCCCAUGCGGGGGGCCCCCUAAGUACCCUCGUGGGGGCCCCCUUGAGUACCCUCAUAGGGGCCCCUAAGGAGGACACCCUAGGGGCCCCUAUGAGGGCCCCCAAAGAUACUCCUGUGGGGGCCCCGGAAGGGGCCCCUCUGGAGGCCCCCGAACAGACCUAUGUGGGGGCACCCCUAGGGGAUCCUGUGGGGGCCCCCCUAGGGGACCCUAUGGGGGCCCCCCUAGGGGUCCAUCUGGAGGGGGGCCCCAUAGGGGUUCAUGUGGGGGGGGCCCCCCUGAGGGGCCCCCCUGAGGGUUUGUGGGGUGGGGGGUGUGUGUUAGGUGAGGGUGGUGAUGGUGGUUGGUGGGUGGAGGGAUUGGUGCGGCGUUUGUAUGAAGAGCUGAGAGACAGCGGAAGGCGAGGGACAGCGACUGUGCGCGCUGAGCUGCUGCUGCUGCUGGCUGUGCUGCUGUGCCGUCUGCAGCAGCACCCAACUCUUGCUUCUCCUUGGUUGCUGCAGCUGCUGCAGCAAAUCGCCUGUCGCCUGGACCUUACAGCAGGGGCCUCGCUGCGGAGCCCAACGGAGACACUGGGGGCCCUAGAAGCUCUUAAUGAGUUGCUGCUGAGGGGGCCCCCACCUGUUAUCCUUGCUGCUCUGCUGCCUUCUGCUGCUUGGAGGAGACUGUAUGCCUUCUUAGCUGUCGUAGGCACUCAAGGGGCUGCUGCUGCAGACGUAACAGGCGCUGAGACGCACCAGCAGCAGCAACAGCAGCAGCAGCAGCAAGUGUCUCUUCAAGUUGCUGCCUUAUCCGUCUUGGCAGAAGGGGCGGAGACAUUUGUCUCCUUCAUCGAUAGAGACAUCGCGCUAGAAUUUAAUGCGGGCCUUGAGGAGACAGGACAUGCAGCCUCCUUCAAGAAGACACCAACCAGCAGCAGCAGCAGCAGCAGCAGCAGCAGCAGCAGCGGGGAGAAGUACAUAAGGAGGGACGGGAGAACUCUGUUGGAGAGACUGCUGGCGCUGACUGUCUCUUCUCAUUCUUCUGUCUCCACCGCAGCCACUCGCGCGCUGCUGCGUAUAAUGAUUCAGCUGAGCCGCCGCAGCAGAAGCAGCAGCAGUAGCAGCAACAGCAACAGCAGCAGCAGCAGCAGCGGGGGGUUGGAGUGUGGUGUCUCCUUGCAACUGUUUGGUUCCUGUGUUCUAUCGGAGUUAAUUAAAGCGAGUUUGCUGCCUGAGGAGACAUUAAUUUAUUCAUCAGCAGGUUGGUGGCGGCAGUGCUGCUGCAGGGCGCAGCUGCUGCUGCCGUGUCUGCUGCUGUUGCGGGACCGUGAACAGCAGCAGCAGCAAGGCAUUGCUGCUGCUAGGGCCUGUCUCCUCCUCGCAUGCGCCUGCUGCAGCCCCCAACGGAGACAGCAACAGCACGGUCCCUCUGUGGCGAAGCAGCUGCUGCAGCUCCUGGCAGCAGCAGGAGAGACACUUUGUUGUCUCCUGCUGCAGCAGGAGACAGGCCAGGGCUCUAAUGGCUUGGGGGCUGCUGCUACUGAAUGCGUGGAGCCUAAGGAGACAGCAGCAACCAAGAGACACCGCGCUGCUGCGCAGCACCCUAUGCUGCAGCAGCAGCUCCCCGUCUCGUCUGGAGUGGCGACAGCAGAGAGAGGAGAAGGAGGACAGUGCAAGCAAAAGGAGACAGAAAGCAAAAGGAGACAGGAGACAUCACCAUUCAUAUUACCUGCUGAGUUAUGCCGGCUGCUGCAGCAGGUUGCUGUCUCCUUAUUUCAAUUGCAUACACUGGCGGGGGCCCUACCGCAGGCGCUGCUGCCGGAAGCUGCAGCAGCUCUCCGCAGCGGGGUACGCGCCCUGCUGCUUGCAGCAGCAGCAGAGGAUGCUGCAGCAGCAGCUGCUGCUGCAGCUGCUGUGGGUGCAGCUGGUAGUUCUGCUGCAGGAGCUACAGAGGAGACGGAAGAAGAGACGAAAGCAACGAAAAAGGAGACAAAGGAGACACAAAAGGAGACACAGGAGACAGCAUCAGGAGAGGAGAUCCUGCAGCACGAAGGGGCCCCAAAGGCAGCCCUUAAUGCUUUAAUUAAUCAGUCCCUCUCACUUGCACUGCACGAAGAGACAGAGAGACAGACAUCUCCAGCUGUCUCCGUUGGCCUCCUGUGGGGUGCUGUCUUGAGGCAGGAAGGAGACAGAUACACCUGGGAAGCUUCAGAUGAAUGCAGCAACGACAUCAGCAGCAGCAGCAGCAGCAGCAGUAGCAGCAGCAGCAGCAGUAGCAGCAGCGUACGGGAGAAGCGCCCGCGGGAGGAGACAGGUGAACGCCGUUGCAGGGUUGGUGCUGCGGUGUCUCCUUUCAGCAGCAGCUGGCGUCUGUCUCUUUGCUGCUGCCUGUUAGAGCAGAUUUUUUCUUGUCUCUCCCUUGGGUUGCUCCCCACAAACAAGCAGCAAAAGGAGACAGCCAGCAAUCUGCGGAACCUCGUGGAGGCGCUGCUGCUGUCUCCUGGGGGCGGAGCAGCAGAGGAGACAGCUGCUGCCUGUCUCCUGCUGCAGCUGAGCAACGAGGUUUCUAUAGAUGCAAGCCCCACACAGCAGCAAACCAGAAUCGACCUUCCUUCUAAUCCUGCUGCAGCUGCUUCUGCUGCUGUUCCCGGCGCUGCUGCUGCAGAAGAAGAAGAAAAGGAAGCCAAUAGCCUUAUUGAUAUCACCCUACGUGCAUGCGGGGAGGUGUCUCUAGAGUUGCUGCUGCAGCGGUUGGCGAUUUGUCUCUGUCAUAUAUUUGCGGUGUCUCCGCAGACACUCCGUUUGCUGCAUGCUGAACGGGUAGCUGUCUCUGCUGCGCUGCUGCGCUCAGCGCUGCUGCAGCCCUCAGCACCCCCGGGGCUGUUGGCGCUGCUGCUCGCGCUGAGGCCCUUCGUUGAGGCCUGGGCAGUAGGAGACACUGCAGCAGCAGCGAAGCAGCAGGAGCAGGAGCAGCAGCAGCAGCAACAGCAGCUGUCUCCUCACCACAAGCGAAGCGCUCUAGCCACGAGCAGCUCCUGGAGCAGCAGCAGCAGCAGCUGCUGCUGCUGCAGUGGCUGCGCUUGCACUUUGUGCAGCGACAGCUGCGCUUUAGGGCGAGCGCAUGCAUCGCUUGCACAGGCUCUGCUGCUGCUAGAAGCAGCAGCGCCUUCUUUAGAUUCAGCAGCAGCAGCAGCAGCUACUGCGCUGCUGCUGACAGCCCCAGACACCUUUCUUUUCUCGAGGCCCCCCCUCCUCCUUCGCAUCUUAAAACUGGCGCUGCUGCUGGGUAGACACGACCUGCAGCUCGCUGCUGCUGCAGUCAGUACUCUCCACCGCUGGCAACAGCAACAGCAACAGCAACAGCAACAGCAGCAGCAGCAGCAGCAGCAGCAGAAGGCUCAGGCACGGGAGGAGCAGCUGCUUUGGGAAGGGGACUUGCUGCUGCAGGAGACGCUGCCUUUGCUGCUCCCUUUUCUGUUGUCUCCUAAAGGAGUUGAGGGGCCGUCUGCAGCUUCUCGUGAUGCACUGAUGCGGAUUGGGGUGUCUAGGCAGCUUGGGGUGUCUAGGCAGCUGUUGCAUUCAAGAUCUCCUUGGAAGGAAUCUUUAAGCUUUCUUUCUUCGUUGUCUGUUUGCUCUUGCUCAUCUGAAGCAGCAUCUGCAGAGGGCUGCUGCUGCUGCAGCAGCCCUCUGGCGGUGUCAGUGCAGCAGUCUGUGCUGCUACUGCUGGCAGAUGUGGGGCCCCGGGUGUCUCUGCAGCUCGCGAGGUUACCGCGUCGUCUCCUCCCCUCAUCUGUCUCUCCAUCUCUUGCCCUGAAGUUUGCUGAGGCUUGGAUAGCAGGAGAGGCCUUCGGUGGAGACAAUCAAGUGUCUCCUGAGUGCUUCUUGCAGCUGUCUCUGUGUCUCCCCUCCUCUGCGAACGCAGCAGCAGCAGCAGCAGCAACAGCAACAGCAACACCAGCCGCACCACCAGCAGCCGCAGCAGCAGCAGCAGCAACAGCUGCAGCAGCGCCGGCUCCCCCACUCUGUCUCUGUCUUAAAGGAGACAGCUUAGUGCUGCUGGCAGCAAAGGCUGCGCUGCAAGCAGCAAACAGACAAGAAAAAGCAGCACUAUGCGACGUGCUUGCUGCUCUCCUCCGCUCUAUCACAAACAAGGCACUCGCUGCACUCAAUGCUGCUGCUGCUGCUCCUGCUACUGCAGCUGCUGCUGCUGUUGGUACUGGAGUCAGUCAAUGGGGGCCAGCUGCUCCAGCAGCAGCAGGACAAGCGGCUUCUAGCGCUGCAGCGGCAGCAGCAGCAGUGGCUUUGGGGUGUCUCUACCGCGCAGUGCUGCCUUCUAUCUUGGAGUUGAUUGCCUCACACGAUCCCGUCCCCCAGCAGGUGUUGUCUGCUGUGCUGCUGCAGCUGCAGCAAGUCUCUCUAGAUGUCGCUGCUGCCUCUUCAACUGCGGCGUCGUCUCCGCCACUUGAAGCUGUCGUGGAGACACUUGCUGAGGGCCUCAGCCAUCCCUUCGCCUCCCACCGUGCUGCUGCUGCUGCUGCAGCUAUGGCUUUAAUAUGUAGGUUGCUGCGGCGGCUCAGCGUGGCGCAGCAGCGGGGUGCUGCUUCUGCUGCUGCCUCCUGGGCUCCCGCUGCUGCUGCUGCCGCUGCUGCUGCUGCAGAGGAGUCCCUGGACGCGGCAGUACAGCAGCAAAAACAAGCCAGGGAUUUGCUGCUGCUGCAGCAUCUACUGAAGCAGCUUCUGCUGCUGCCUGUUUGCGUGGGGUCUUCCUACUGUCGUCUGGGGGGCCUCACAGUGCUGCGAGCGCUGCUGCCUGUGGGGCCCCACAUCUGCUGCUGCAGCGCAGCACAAGACAUGCUGCAGGAGACAGCUGCUAGUGCCUUCUUCGGCCUCCUAAGGGCCCUCCCCAGGCCCUUGCUGAACCCCGCUGCAGCAGAUGAUAAUGCUAACUGCAGCAGCAACAGCAGCAACGACAGAAGCAGCAACAGCAACAGCAGCAGCAGCACGACCUGCUGCUGCUGUUUUUCUGAUUUGUUUGGCGAUGAGGAGGCUGAAGAAAUAGGAGACCCCCACGAAGCCUUAGAAGCGCAGCACUGUCUCCUUGGAGUCGCAGCUGCUGCGCAGUGUCUCCUUGAGAGAUACAAAGACGUAGCAGCAGCAGCAACAGCAGCAACAGCAGCAACAGCAGCAGGAGCAGCAGGAGCAGAGAGUGGAGCGGAGACUCUCAAGGAGACAGAUUCGCAGCAAGCGGAGAGGAGACAACGCGCUGUGCUGCAGCGAGAGACCUUCAUAGAACAACUCAUUCCCUUUGCUUUGUUUUCAGGCAACCCCCGUGUACGUAGCGUUUGCCGGUCUCUGCUGCAGCAGUUCUUAUCAAAUGUGCAUGCAGCAGGCUCAGCGCCAGCAGCAGCAGAAGCAGCAGCAACACCCGCAGCAGCACCACCAGCAGCAACAGCAGCAGCGUCACCAGCAGCAGCAAGACAAACAGCUGCUUUUGCUGCUGCUGCUGCUGCUGCUGGAAAUGUGCGUGUAGGAGACUGGGCCUUUAAGGCAGUUAAAGGGAUUGAGGUGGCUCUUGAGGUCGUGCUUCAGCAGCGUUCGUGCAUGCAAGCCCCAAAAGGGCCUUCUGUUAGUUUUUAUCAUUUAAUGCAGGAAUGUUGUUUGCUGCUAGAUUGUCUCCUUUUUGUUGUGGAGACGUUUGGGGCUGCAUGCGUUUGUCUCCUUAAAAGCUGCAGCAUUAGACAGUGGCUGCAGAAGGCCCUGCAGCUCCUUUGGCUGCAAGAAGAGACAGAGACAGAGACAGAAGGAGAGACAGAAAAAGAUAUAAAAAAGUUUAAGGGAUUGAGAAGCAGAAGAACAAAGGAGACACUUGCGGAGAUAACGCUUAAACUGGGCCUACUCUGCUGCCAAGGAGACGCUUUAAAGGAGACAACAUACACCCCAAAGGAGACAGCAUACACCCUAAAGGAGACAGCAGAUACGCUAAAGGAGACAGAAGAUACCCGAAAGGAGACAACAGACAUCUUAAUGGAGACAGACACUCAAAAGGAGAAGACGGACACACAAAAGGAGACAGCAUACACCUUAAUGGAGACAGACACCCCACAGGAGGAGACAGACACACAAAAGGAGACAACAACAGACACCCGAAAGGAGACAGCAACAGACACCUCAAAGGAGACAGUGCUGCUGCUGGCUCUUGUAAGCCCGGAGCAUCAUUUAGUAGGCAUUGCAGGCGACGAAGGAGACAGCGAGCAAACAAGAGGAGACAGAGAUAGAACAAAAGGAGACAGAUAUAAGACAAAAGGAGACAGCAGCAGGCUGACGAAGACAUCUCUGGGGACUUCUUUCUUCUCCUUUCUUCUCAACCCAACUGCCAGUGGCUUCAAUGCAAAAAGCAGCAAAAGAGACAGCCUCAUACAACUUGUUGCUUUAUCGUUGCAGGCCUUGUGGCCUCAGUCACCUCAAGCAGCAGCAGCAGCACCACCAGAAGCAACAGCAGCAGCUGGUGUAGCACCUGGUGUAGCUGCGGUAACAGCAGCAGCAGCAGCAGCAGCAGCAGCAGCAGCAGCAGCAGCAGGUGGUGCAGCACCUUCGAGUAAGUGGAAGGCAGAGACAGACAGUCCCCAGGGCUGCCUUGCUGCAGUCUUUAAGUGCUGGCAGCAGAAAGGAGACCGAAAGGAGACACUGCUGCAUUCAUCUAUGAGGAGGGGCCCUUGGGGGAUCGUCUCCUCCCUUCUUCUCCCGUGUCUUGCUGCAGAGACAGACACCGGAGAGGAGACAGCUGCUUGUACUCUUGCUGCAGCUGUUGCUGCUUUUGUUCAGGGCCUUGAGGCCAUUGAGGCCAUCUACAGCAGCAGCUUCUUGCUGCAUGCAGAGACAGGGGAGUUGCUGCUGCUGCCGGACACCUCCCCUGCUGCAGCAGCAGCUGCUGCUGUUGCUGCUGCUGCAGAAUUGCUUCGCAGCCCAGUGCAGGGGGGACACCUGACAGAGGAGGAGACAGAAGGAGACACUUUAAACCUAAUGGAGGAAGGAGACAGCACCCAGAGACGAACUCUCGCUGCCUGUCUGCUGCGGCUUGCUCUGCUGCUGCUCCGCUGCGCUGCUGUCUCCUCAAGAGACCCUAAUAACUCCAAAGGCCUUGCAACAGCAGCAGCAACAACACACGCAGCAGCAGAAGCAGCACCUCCCACUGCAGCGGGCACAGCAGAGACAGCGCUGCCAGGGAUAGGGGUUCCGGCAGCAACAGCAACAGCAGCAGCAGCAGCAGCAGGUGCAGCAGCAGCUGUUCCCUUAAGUGAGGAGGUAAAGGUCCUCCUGGGGAUCGUCUCCUUUCCGAUCCCGUUCCUGAUUGGCCCUGAGGGGCUUAGCGAGAGUGGGGGGUUGUGGGUAGGAGACAGAAAGGAGACAGUUGGUGCAGUGUCUCUGCUGCAGACACUUUGGGCACUGCGAUUUGCUGUCUUUGCUGUCCCACAAACUCAAGUGUCUCCUCUUUACAAGCGUCUCCUUCGGCUGCUGGAGGCGCUUGUGAGGCAGCAAAUCAGAGCCCCUCGCUGCUUGGCUGCUGCUCCUAUUGCAGCACAAGCAGCUGCAACAGCAGCAGCAGCUCCAGCAGCAGCAGCCGCACCGGUGGGGACAACCGCGAUGCAAACAGUCCGCAGCGUCGUUCAGCAAGGAGACCAGCAGCAGCAGCAGCAGCAGCAGCUUCUGCUGCAACUCCUGUUGGAUGCAUUUCACCUGUGGGGCUGUUCAAGCGGCGUUGAGGACCUGCAGCAGCAGCAGCUGUUACUCGAAGCUGUCUCCUACGCUGCUGCACAAACAAAACCAACAGCAACAACAGCAACAAUGACAACAACAGCAGCAGCAGCAGCAGCAAACCCCCCAUUGAGUCCUUAUCUGCUGUCCCAUGUAUGUGCGCUAGCGGAUUUGUUUGCUGCGGUGUCUCACUGGGAGAUGUUUAUAAAAAUGCUGCCCUAUAGAAGAAGCGCCUUCAUAUUUCUUGCUGCAGCAACAACACAAAUGCUGGCGGGGGGCCCCACAGUACCCAUCAAGGCUCAGGCAGCAGCAUUGGAGGGAGGAUACACCGCAGUGAUGCUCACAGACAUUCUGCACGAGGCAUCUCUUAAAAAUGCUGCUGUUGCUGCUGCUGCUUGUGAUGAUGGCGCUGACGCUGUAUGUGUCCCCAGCAGCGCGCAGCAAAUGAGAAGGGAGACACUGAAUCCUCUGCAACAGCAGGCGUUGAGACUGCAGCAGCAGCAGCAGCAGCAGCAGCAGCAGCAGCAGGCUUCUGAGGAAGAGCGAUUGAGUGUGGGGCCCCGCCGUCGUCUGCUGUAUGAUGGUGUUGAGCUCUGCAGCAAUGGAGUUAGCUGUCUCCUUGCGUUUUCUUUCCCUUUGUCCUUCUCAGAUUUUGCUGCUGUCACCAGUAGCAGUCCGGAGGGUUCUGCUGCUGCAGCAACAGCAGCAGCGGCAACAGCAGCAGCAACAGCGGGGGCAACAGGCAGAGGGUCUGAGGCGCAGAGCUGCGCGCUGCUGCUGCGCGCGCUGCUGGCGGCGGUGCAGCGUGCGUUUGCUGCAGCAGCAAACUGCGAAGCAGCGGAGUCUCCUGCUGCUGCUACAGCUGCUGCUUUGUGGGGUGUUGAUGCAGGAGAUCGGCGGCGCAUGCAUGCGCUGUCUCUUUGUCUCUCUCACCUUCACGAUAUAUUAAGGGAGAAGCACACUGGGGUCUUGAGGGGUGUUAAUAAUUUUUUGUCUUCUUUUGUUGCUGUCUGCAGCAGCAGCUGCUGCCGUCAGCUGCAGCUCUUCCUACUGUCUCAUUGCUGCUCUCAUCUUUCUGCUGAUGCUCAUAGCUGCCUAUACACCCCAAAGGGGCCCCUGCUGCAUGCACCGACCCUCUGGGGGGCCCCCAGCCCAUCAACAAAGGGACGACAACUUCUGGGGCCUUCCUUAGUUAAACACCUCGCACUGCCGCUGCUGCAAGCAGCCGGCAGAGCUGCAGCAGCAGCAGCAACAACAACAGCAGCAACAGCAGCAGGAGUACCAACAAUAACACCAGCAACAACACCAACAGCAGAAGCAACACCACAAGCAACAACAAUAGCACCAGCAGCAAUAACAACAGCAGCAGCAGCAGCAACAGCAGCAACAGCAGCAACAGCAGCAACAGCAGCAGCAGCAGAUGACGGUUCGGGUUUCUUUUGUGAGGUUUGGAGUCUCCUUUGGGGUCGAUUGCUGCCCCUCAUCUCCCCUCCUUGGCAUUCCUACUUUAUAGAGCGCAGUCAACAAGGUGUACGUACACCCCAAGGGGAAGAAGCUGUUGAUGCUGCUGUUUGUUUGCUGCAACUCUUCGUCUCAGCCUGCAAUAUCCUUGAGGUUCUCUUCUUAGUGACGCCUCUGGCUAUAUUAAAAGACAAAGUUGCUCCUUUGCUGCAGCAGCAGCAGCAGCAGAGUAGUAUCAGCAGCGGCUCUGUCGCAACAACAGCUCCACCGUUUGCUGUUGCUGCUGCUGCUGCUGCUGCUCGUCCUGGCGGGUUUAGCUUAACCCGUGAGGCCAUCGGGGCUGUCUCCUCUUCUUUCCGCUUCCUGUUGAAUAUUUUUGAUUCUCGUAGACAGGCAGUAGCAGCAGCAGCAACAACAGCAACAGCAACAGCAGCAGCAGGAGCGGGAGCUGCUGCUGAUGCUUCUGCUGCUUGUUUAGAAGAAGCAUUGAUCAAGUGGAUACAGAGGGGAUUGCUUGGGGCCUACAGCUGUUUGUGUGCUGCCUGCUGCAGCACACAGACAAACGCUAAUGUUUAUAUCUCUUUAUUAGCAGCUGAGGAGUCGGGGCUGCAUGCGCUUCUCGAUAAGAACCUCCUGGUGUACGUGCAGCAGAUGCAGCAGCAGGCCGACGCUGCGUUGCCCUUGUGGGGCCCUAAGCGUGGGCCCCCACCCCACAACUCGCUCCCAAGGGAUCGGGGAUCGCCACCCCACACCGUUUCCCCGCUGGGGAUCGAGUGGGAUCGAAUGGGGAGACAGGCGGAGGCGGGCUUUGUGGGGUCGAUUGGGGAGACAGGAACCGUCUCCGAAUCCCUUGUCUCCUCUCUUGGUGCUGCAGAGGCUUUCUCUGCAACCAGGAAGCCGAAAGCAGCAAGCACCACAGGGCUGCUGCUGCAGCAGCUGCAGCAGCUGCAGUCUCUAGGGCCAGCAAUGAGGCAGCUGGUGCAUGCAGCAACCCAAACACUGCACAGCAGCAGCCUUGGGGCUACCCAUUGGCUGCGCAGCCUCUCGCAGGCCCCCGCUCUCUCCCCCGCCUUUGCUGCAGCAGAGAAGGGGCGGAUCGACGCUGCUGCUGCAGCAGCAACGGCAGCAGCAGACACCAGCAGACAGCAGCGUGAGGGCAGCACUCCGCAGCAGCAAGUGGAGAUCAUUCUUUCGGGCCGGGCGACUUUGGCGCCCCUAGAAGAAAAAACAAACAAUGGGCCCCCUUACGAUGAUGCGGUGGGCCGGGCCCCCUUGCUGCAGCAGCUGCUGCGGCUGAUCGACUGCUGCUGCAUUCGUUUCAGUCAAGAGUGGGGCACUGCUGCGGCUGCUGCUGCUGCUGCUCCUGGUGCUGCUGCUGCUGCAGAGAAGCCUUUGGGGCUGCCCCCGGUGAUGGAGGCUCUUGUGCGCUGCUGCAGGGCGAGACCAGCAGCAGCAGCAGCAGCAGGAACAGCAGCAGCAGCAGCGGGAGAUAGAGAAGGAGACCGAGUGUGGGCCUUUCGGCUGUUGCUGCUGCGCGUCCUGCUGCAGCGAGCGCAGCAGCUGAAGCCACUAGCUGAGAGGGGCUUAAUUGAUUUUGUAGCGGAGACAGUUGGAGACAGUAGAAUGGCUGGAGCUAAGCGAUUGCAUUACUGGUUAAGAGACACAGCUCUGCUGCUGCUUCAGUGGCUGCAGCAGCCGGCGACCUCCGCUGUCUCCAAAGGACUUCUUGCUUCUUCUGAAGCAGACCCACAGCAGCAGCAGCAGCUGCAGCAGCAGCGGCUGCAGCCGCAAACAGCAGCAAGACUUGCUGCAUUUGCAGAGACACUUGUCCGGCUGUCUACGAGUGCAGAUGCACAUACACACAAGCUGAAUCUGAUGCUCGUUGGGGCCUUACUUGAACGGCUGCACAUGCGGCUGGAGGGAGACACUUUCUCUUCUGUUUCUGUCGUCUCAUCUGGGGGGUCUCUUGGUGGUCGUGGUGCUACUUUGCUGCAGCAGCAGCAACAGCAGCAGCAGCGGCUGCUGCAGCUGCCUCUGCUUCCCUUCUUCACCUAUGAAGGCUUACGCAGCGUAGAGGAGACAGCUCGCUUUCGUAUUGGGGGCCUCGCCCUCCUCGAGUGUCUCUGUCUCCUUGAAAGGAGACACUUCGCAGCACUGCAACUUAAAGGAGGCCCCUACACCCGCAUACUCUGCAACAAGAACUUGCUGCUAGCUGUCUCCAGGGCCCUCUUCUUUCCUGUCUCUGCGGUGGCUGUACAGUCGGCGACUGUCUGCUGCAGCCUUUUGGGUGUAUUCCCUCUUCAGCUUGCAGAGGAGGAGACAGGAGACGGUAGAGAAGGAGACAGCAGAGUGAUUGGGGCUGCUGCAUCACCUAGAGACCCUCAAACCUCCCCAGCCGGGCGCCAGCAGCAGCAGCAACAACAACAAGAGACAGCGGGACUCGCCUUUCUUAGGUCUUGCCACCGCCGCCUGCUGCAGCUGCAUGCAGCAGAAGAAGCUACAGCAACUAAAGGGAGGCCCCCAGCUAUCUGCGGCUGCGUCUCUGUGAGGCCCCCCUCACGUGCUUCUGCUGCUGCUGCUGCUGCUGCAGCUGCAGGCGCAGGCACUGCUGGAGGUGCUGCUGCAAGGGAUUCCGCAGGAGACAGCGAGGCCCGUUCCCCCCUUGGAGUAUCUUCUAAGGAGACAGUUGCUCUGGAGAAGCAAAGAAGAGACAAACAGAAGCUGCUGAUGUACUCGUUUAAUUAUGAUGAGCGCUUUGCUGCAUGUGCUGCUGCUCUAGCAAGAGGACAGCCCCUCUUCUUCUUGGGGAGUGUUGAUUCCUUGCCUCGCCGCGCCUUCUCCUGUCUCCUUUCUUCACUGCAGCAGCUGCUGGGAAGCACUGCAGCAGCAGCAGCAGCAGCUGCUGCUGCUGCUGUUGUUGCUGCUUCAGAGAGCAGCAGCAGCAGCAGCGGUAGCAGCAGCAGCAGCAGUAUCGGCAGCAGCAGCGGCGCCAAGCAGCAAAGGCGAGAGGCACGAAGAGCAGCAAACCUCCUUGCAGCAGCUAAAGCAGUUUGCUGCUGCAACGUAGCAGCAGAGACAGCAAAUGCCCCUGGCGCUGCAGUCCUUAUGGCUGCCUUCGGUGAUGAGCAAUCCCCUGUCUUAGGGGCCACUGCAGCAGCAGCAGCAGCAGCAGCAGGGACAGCAGCAGCAGCUGCGGUUGCUGCGCAUGCAAAGACAGCUGAGGAGAAGCUGCAGCAGUGGCAGGAAGAAUCUGUUGAUUUGCUGCUGCAUGCACUUGAGGGACUGUGGGGCUGUCUUCUUAGCCCCGAGGGAGACAGAGACAGCUGGAUAUUGCGGGUGUCUCUUGAGUUGCUGCUGGGGCUCUUAAAUAAGAGGGGCCCCUCUGAUACUCUGCUGGGGGCCCUCGAAGGGUUAUCUUGUCUCCUUAGGGGGCCCCCUAAAGACGGAGAGAUAAGGAGACAGUUGUUUGAUCUCUGUGUCUGUCUUCGUUCUCAGUCACUGGCAUAUGCUGAGAGCCCGACGCUGUUAUCAUUUAUGCUGGGGACGCUGGGAGGAGACUCUGCGCUGCAGAGGAGACAGCUGCUGUGGUGUAUAAGGGAAGGGGGGCUGCCGGAGGGGCCCCGAGAGCGUAUAAGCUUUUUGCUGUCUGGGGGCCUCGUUGGAGACGCAGCAGCAGCACCCCACAUGCUGCGUCUCCUUGCUGCUGCUGUAUUAUACCCUCAUCAGCCCCAGCAGCGCCCUUCAGGGACCCGUGGGAUCGGGAUCGGGAUCGGGAGCGGGAGCGGGAUUGUGGGGAUCGAAGGGCAGAACAGUAACACCCCACAAUUUGUCUCCUUCGCCUCUCUUGCUGCCUGUUUAUUUUCUGGUGGGGUCUCCUCUCGUCUCUCCAGCAGCAUAGAGGGGGCCCCUCCUUCCUGUCUCUUAGGAGAUGUUGCUGCUGCAGAGCAGCAGCAAACCAACAGGGAGUGUGGGGUGUUAAAGGGAGAGGAGACUGUCUCCUUUUCUUUGUUAUCUCUAAAAGCUGCUGAGGUGGCUUCGCUCGCAGGGAGACAGCCCUUUACUUUAGGGAGGGGGGCCCCCUACCUCGGAUCUGCUGCAUAUACUCUGAGUUUAAGCGAAGGAGACAGGGCGCCUGAAGUGUCUCCUCAACUUUAUCUAGCAGCAAUGCACGUGGGGCCCCACAUCUUGAAACAAGCGAGGGGACACAUAAGUGGCGCUGCAGCAGCUGCUGCGCUGCAACAGAGGAGCAGCAAACGGGGCAGUCGUUUGCUGCAGAGACACCUGAAUCUUUUUCCUGCCUCCGAGGAGACAGCUAUGAUGCAGAGGGGGCCCCCAGGGGGCCCCGAAGGAGACACUUUCGAAGGAGAAGGGGGCCCUGAGUUGCUGCUGCUGCUGCUUCACAAGGCUUGCCAGCUGAGCCCAACGUUCACUCAGGAGUUUCUGCUGCUGCUGCUGCAUGCACAUCAAGCCCCAGGCGACAAAGAAGGGGUCCCCCUGCUUUCUUCUGGAGCAGCAGCAGCAACAGCAGCAACAGCAGCAGCACCAGUAGACGUGCUGGGGCUGGGUGCAGCAGCAAGACAAGCUCUAGAACGAUGCGUGAGGGACCGCAGCGGAGACAGUCUCUUCCUGACCUUUUUGAUGCGGCUUACCCACGAGGCGCUGCUGCUCAGCCCCCCAGCAGCAGCAGGAGCAGGAGCAGCAGCAGCAGCAGCAGAUUGGAGCCGUAUCUCCCCAACAGAGUUGGUGGCUUGGGCUCAGGAAAAGGAGACACUCGGAGCUGCUCUGCCGCUGCUAGAAGAGUUGACGUGCAUGCAGCAGCGCGGGCUGCUGGCGGGCUUCCAGCAGCAGCAGCAGCAGCAGCAGCAACAGCAGCAGGAGCAAGCUGUGAGCAGGAAGCUGCGUCCUUAUUUUAUUUCCUUAUAUCGGGUGUACAGGGACCUCGGAGAGUUUGAAUGGCAGCGCAGCACCAUACAACUCCUCUCCCUCUGUCGCUGCGUCAGCGAAGAGACAGCAGCAAGUUUGCUGCUGCAGCAAGCAGGGGGAAGCAGCAGCAGCAAGUUGGCUAUCAUGAGGAGACGAAGCGGAGACAGCAUUAGCAGCAGCAGCAGCAGCAGCUUAAUGGGGACCCCUGAGCUGCAGAGACAGACGCAGAAGGAAGAGGAGACUGAAAAGGAGACAGACACAGAGACAGAGACAGAGUUGAAGCCCCUGCUGCGAGAGGCGGAGCUGCAGGCGCUGCAGCGGAUGAUGCAGUGGGAGCCUUUGCUGCAGUUGGGGGCCCCUUUGCUGUGCUGCGGGCCUCCAGGCAGUAACACCAGCAGCAGCAGCAGCAGCAGCAGCAGCAGGAGUGAGGGAGGAGGAGACCCGAGGGCCCCCUACCCAGUGGAGACAGCCCGCGAGGAGACACUGCUGCAGCACAGCCUGCAAGGAGACAGCGGAUGUGUUGUUCGCGCUGCUGUUGCUCUAGAGCUGCAGCAGCAACACCCAUCUGCUGCUGCUGCUGCUGCAGCUGCUUCUUUCUUAGAGAGGAUUACUCUGCUUACAAGUCCGCUUAAUGCAAAGAAAUCUGUUUUCGUUGGUGUGGGGUUGGGUGGGGUUGUUGUACAGCAGCUGCUGUCUGUGCAUGCAGCAGCACAAGGGCGACAGCUGGAGGCUUCUUUGCUGCUGCAGCAAGGGACAGCUGCUGCCUCACGUCUUGUUGCUGCUUGCUGCUGCUGCUCUUCUGCUGCUGCUUCUGCUGCGCUGCUAAGCUCUGCCAUCUCUCGUUUGUCUCUGUCUCUCUUUUUGUCUCGCUGCCUUGAGGCAGCCACCGCAGCAAAUCCAGAGCAGCAGCUGCAUGCAUUCUUGCUGCAGGAAGCAGCAGCAGCAGCAGCAGCAGCAAAAGCACCUGCUAGAGGCAGGGGGCCCCUCCUAUCCCGUUCUCUUGUAGGGGCCCCCCUAGAGACCUGUCUAGACACCUUGCUCUCAGUGACAGCCUUUGCUGCAGCACAGCAGCAGCAGCAGCAGCAGCAGCAGCAGGGGGGUGACCCUUCACUUUGCUGCAGCGCUAAGGCGUCUCCUUCAGCGGCUGUGGAGAGAGCAGAAGAGCAGCAAAAGAAAGAGGAGACACUUUGCUUUAUUUGCUGCUGCGCUGCAGCACACACGGCGCGACAACUCGCAAAACUCCCAGAAGGGCUGAGCACCGCCUCGCUGCUGUUGCAGCAGGUGCUGCAGCAACAGCAGCAGCAGCAGCAGCAAAUGCUGUCUUUAAGAGACCUCCCUCUAUUUCGCACCAUCAUUAAGCUGAAGCUUCGUGAGCUGCGUGUACACGCCGGGGGAGGCAGCAGCAACGCUACGGUGAAGGCGCAGCAGCUGCUGCGCCUUGUGCAGCAGCAACAGCAGCAACAGCAGCAGCAGCAGCAGCAGCAGCAGUACUGGCAGUCUCUUGCUUCAGGGGCUCCUGCAGCUUGUGAGGCUACCAGCGAAGAGACAGCCUGUCUCCUUUUUUGUCUCCAACUCUCUUGCCACAGUGCCUUACUCCGCGAGCUGCAGCGCAGCAUAUCCUCACCUAGCAGCAGCAGCAGCAGCAGCAGCGGGGGCCUCCUGAGAGGGGCUGAGGAGGCUCUGAGGUGUAUAGACAGCGCCUACACCCAUAUCGCCAAAGGAGACACUAGGCCUGCAAUUCAACAGCAGCUCUACGAGCCACCCUCAGCAGCAGCAGCAGCAACAGCAGCAACAGGAGCAGCAGCAGCAGCAGCAGCAGAUGGAGGAGCUGCUGCUUUCCUUAUCAGUGUGCAUAAUCGAUCAAAGUGUCUCUGGCGAUGCGCUGUCCUCGCAAAAAAAAUACUUCAGUUGCUGCAUGCAGAAGAAGAGACAGCAGCAAACACCAGAGACACAGCGCUGCCAGUAGCAGCAACAACAGCAACAGCAGCAAGAGCAACAGCAGCAGCGGCAGCAUCAGCAAGAGCAGCAAUUCCUGCAGUGGCUUGGCUGUACUGCUGCCUGGUGGCGGAGUUGGCAGCAGCAGAAGGCAGCAGCAGCAGCAGCAGCAGCAAAUACAGCAAAAGGAGCUUGGCUUUGAUUCCUGAUUUGCUGCUGCUCUGUGCUGAGGCUUCAGGCGCAUGCAAAAAGAAGCAGCGCCUUGUCUUUAGUGGGCCCGUUACUUCAACUGCAGCAGCAGCAGCAGCAGCAGCAUCAACAGCAGCAUCAGCAUCAGCAUCAGCAUCAGCAUCAGCAUCAGCAUCAGCAGCAGCAGCAUCAACAUCAGCAGCAGCAGCAUUAGAAAGUAGACUGCAGAGACUGAUUAAUAUAAUACCCUUCCCUCUACUUCGGACAGCCAUCUCCACUACCCUCAGGAAGGCCUCAGCAGGCAGCAAGGGGCUUCUGACAGCUCACGGAGAUCAGGCUGCUGCUGCUGCUGCUGCAGCAGGUGCUGCUGAUGCUGCUGCUGCUGCACGUGCUGUAGAGUUGUUUAAGUUGCUGCGUGCGCAAGCGCUGCGCUUAGCUCCCUUAGCAGCUCCGUUUGCUGCAGCGUGUCGCCUGUUGCAGCAGCCGGAGCAGCAGCUGCAGCAGUUGCUGCUGCAGCCGCUGCUUGAGCUGCUGGAGGAGACAGUAGGAGACAGCAAACUGAGAGAGGAGAGCUCGGUGCCUCUGGGACAGCUUCUGCCUCCUUUUGCUGCAGCAAAGUGGCUGUCUCUAUGGAGCGCUGCUGCUAAUGCUGCUGUUCUGCUGGGGAGAGAUGAAGUGCUAGGAGACAAAAUUAAUAUACAGCUGCGGCGAUUUGCUGCACAUAUGAAGACAUUUAUUUGCUGCAAAGUUAGGGGGUUAACUGAGGGGUCUCCUUCGCCUAGCAGCAACCUGACGAUCGCAGCAGCAGCAGAGAUGCUGCUGCUGCUACCAGUUAAGGAGGUGUUGCUGCUGUUAAGAGACAUCGCAAGGGAAGCAGCGCAGCACUCCGCAGCAGAAGCAGCAACAGCAGCAGCAGCAGCAGGAGGCUGCAGGAGACACGGAAGCCUUCGCCUGUCUGAGGUGUCUCCAUGGCUAGCAGACUAUUCGUGGCAGCCAAGUGUCUCCGUUUUGUCUCCUUAUGGAGACAGCAGCAGCAGCACCUCUCCGCUGCUGCUGCUGCCUGUCCCCUUUCAGGAGACAAACUGCAACACAGCUGCAGCAGAGACAAAACAAAUUGUCUCCUUCGCUGAACGCGGGGGACUGCGAGGCGCCUCAUCUGCUGCUGCAUCUGCUGCUAGAGGUUUGUGUCUCCGUUCGUACGGGGUGCUGUCUCUUUCUGCUGCUCAUGGUGUUAUUGAGUGGGUUGAAGGCAGCUGUCCCCUUUUAGCAGCAAGUGAACUCUACUGCAGCAAACCGCUGGGGGCCUCUGCAGCAUCUAAACGCUAUGCUGCUUUUCUUAGAGACAUGACUGCUGCUGCUGCUGCUGAUGUUGCUGCUGCUGCUUCUCGUCCUUCUGCUGCUGCAAAUCUUGCUGCUGCUGCGGAUACCGCUGCUGGUGGUGCUGCUGAAACAACACCAGCACCAGCACCAGCAGCAGUAUCAGCAGCAGCACCAGCAGCAGCACCAACAGCAGCAUCAGCAGCAGCACCAGCAGCAGCAGCAGCAGCAGCAGCAGCAGCAGCAGCAGCAACUCGGCAGGUUCAAAUAGCAGAUGUGUGGGCAAAGAUUUUUGAAUUGCCCGCUGCUGCAGUAGAAGAAGUUUUUAGGGAGUGUGUACACUUAGCGGAGACCUGCACAGACACCUCAGCAGCAGCAGCAGCAGCAACAACAACAACAGCAGCAGCAGGACGAACAGACCUUCAACCGCCCUGCAGCAGCAGCAGCAGGAACUGGUGCUGCUGCGCGUGCGGCAGCAACAAGGGAGUGCCACGGGGGCCCCCUGCUGCUCCCGCAGAUGCAUUGCUGCGGUGUCUGGCUGCUGCUGCAGCAGACAGCAGCGAGCUGAUGGAGAUGCGGAGACACUUCACCGUCUCCUUAGCAGCAAAUGCUGCUGUGGGGUAUUGCUUGGGAGUCGGGGAUCGUCACCUCAGCAACUGUCUCCUUAUUUGUCUAGACAUUGACUUUGGGUAUGCGUUCGACUUUGCGGUGUACGGACUGCCAGUGCCUGAGAUAGCCCCCUUUAGAUUAUCUCCCUGUCUCCUCCGUGUUGUGGGGCCUCCUGGGGCGCGCUGCUACUCCCUGCUGCAGUCUGCUUUCUUCAACUCCUGCAGCAGCAGCAGCAGCAGCAACAGCAGCAGCAAAGGUAGCAGCAGCAGCCGCGGCAGUGGCAGUGAGAGCGGCAGCGGCCUGGUUUCCGCAGUAGCAGCAGAUAAAACACCAGCAGCAGCACCACCAGCAGCACGAGCAGCAGCAGCAGCAGCAGCAGCACCAGCAGCAGCACCAGCAAUGCAUGCAUGGGCUGCUGGCGGUUUGGGGCUGCUUCAAUACCGCCUCGCGGAGGCGUUGGAGUGUCUGCGCUCUGAAGCAGAAUUUCUGCAUUCAGCAGUCGAGAUGUUUAUUACUACGAACCCCUCAGCUGUAUACCCCACAACUGCGAGGAGGAGAGCUGCAGCCUGGAGAGAGGGAGGCGAGGCAGCGCUGGGGAUCGUCCCUGGGAUCGUCCCUGGGAUCGUCUCCGGGAUCGCCUCCCCAGGUGUCUCCGCAACGUCGCUACAAAUCUCCCUCUUAAGUGCAGCUGCAACGGUGCCGCUAGACAGAUCUGAAGCGUCUCUGUGGGCCCCACACUCAAGAGAAGGAGGAGACAGCAGCAGCAGCAGCAGCAGCAGCAGCAGCAGCAGCAGCAGAGAGGGAGAGGCUGAGGCAGCUACGCAUCUUGCUCUAUCUACUCUCCGACGCAAACUCCAAGGGGAGCAUCCUUCUCUUAUAACUAUUGACCUAUUAAAAAUGCAUAAGGAGCCGUAUGUCUCUGCUGCUGCUGAACGCCCAGCCUCAAUUCUUCACUCCCUAGUGAUAGGCAGCAACCCACCAAGGGCCCGAUUCGCUCUGCUGCAGCAGCUGCAGCAGCAGCAGCAGCAGCAACAGCAGCAGCAGCAGCAGGGUUUGAAGGGGUGUUUAAUAAAUUGUGAAGAGCAAGCAAAGUGUCUCCUCGAAAUUGCUUCAGACCCAAAUGUGAUAGGCAGAGCCUGGGCUGGCUUCACUCCUUUUAUUUAA